AACUCCAGCCGCCCCCCCGUGCAGCUCUCCCCUCCAAUUCCACCCCGCCCCACUUCCAGCCUCCCGCACCCCGCGGGGGGGCUCCCGGAUCGGCAGGAUGUACCCCCAAGGAAGGCACCCGACCCCGCUUCAGUCCGGCCAGCCCUUCAAGUUCUCAAUCUUGGAGAUCUGCGACCGCAUCAAGGAGGAAUUCCAGUUUCUGCAGGCUCAGUACCACAGCUUGAAGCUGGAAUGUGAGAAGCUGGCCAGCGAGAAGACUGAGAUGCAGCGACACUAUGUUAUGUACUACGAGAUGUCCUACGGACUGAACAUUGAGAUGCACAAACAGGCUGAGAUUGUGAAGCGGCUCAGUGGAAUCUGCGCUCAGAUUAUUCCCUUCCUCACCCAGGAGCACCAGCAGCAGGUGUUGCAGGCCGUGGAGCGGGCCAAGCAGGUGACCGUGGGCGAGCUGAACAGCCUCAUUGGGCAGCAGCAGUUCCAGCCCUUAUCCCAUCAUGCCCCGCCGGUGCCCCUCACCCCGCGGCCGGCCGGGCUGGUGGGGGGCAGCGCCACCGGGCUGCUCGCUCUGUCGGGAGCGCUGGCUGCACAGGCCCAGCUAGCAGCCGCUGCCAAAGAGGACCGCGCAGGGGUGGAGGCCGAGGGAUCUGGGGGUGAAGAGAGCUGCAAGCAGGAGCGCGUCCCCCUCGCCCCCUGAGAGCCUGGUGGAAGAGGAGCCACCCAGCGUCCCCGGGGGCCCUGGCAAGCAGAGGCCCGAGGACAAGGAGCUGUCUGGAC
Molecule: messenger RNA, 774 nt
Organism: Dipodomys ordii (Ord's kangaroo rat)
Lineage: Eukaryota; Metazoa; Chordata; Mammalia; Rodentia; Heteromyidae
Product: transducin-like enhancer protein 2
Exons: 9
Coding region: 98-694 (198 amino acids)
Biological process (GO): negative regulation of canonical Wnt signaling pathway; regulation of DNA-templated transcription
Cellular component (GO): transcription regulator complex; nucleus
Molecular function (GO): protein binding; transcription corepressor activity
Source: RefSeq, a predicted model, not a curated record